Molecule: messenger RNA, 830 nt
Organism: Ananas comosus (pineapple)
Lineage: Eukaryota; Viridiplantae; Streptophyta; Magnoliopsida; Poales; Bromeliaceae
Product: 60S acidic ribosomal protein P3-like
Exons: 2
Coding region: 97-474 (125 amino acids)
Biological process (GO): translational elongation
Cellular component (GO): ribosome
Molecular function (GO): structural constituent of ribosome
Source: RefSeq, a predicted model, not a curated record
UUAGGGUUUCUCAGCACCCUGCAAGUAUCCAGAGAGGGACGGCGGAGCUCGACUCGGGGUAUCCUGAGAAAGAAACAAAGCGGAGAAAGAGAGAAAAUGGGCGUCUUCACGUUCGUGUGCAGGAGCUCCGGCGACGAGUGGAGCGCGAAGCAGCUUUCCGGCGACCUCGAGGCCUCGGCCUCCUCCAGCUACGAGCUCCAGCGCCGCCUCGUCCAGGCUGCCGUCAACGCCGACACGUCGGGUGGCGUCCAGUCUUCCUUCUCCUUGAUCACCCCCUCCUCCGCCGUCUUCCAAGUCAUAAUUGGUGGAGGUGGUGGCGGAGCAUUCAUUGGUGCCGCGUCAGCUGGUGGUGCUGCAGGAUCUGCAGGCGGUGGCGGCGGCGGUGGUGCUGCUGCCGAGGCGCCUCCUGCUGAGGAGAAGAAGGAAGAGAAAGAAGAAAGUGACGACGACAUGGGAUUCUCACUAUUUGACUAGACUAGAUGCGCCGCCUAGUCUUUCUUUUUUUUUUUUUUUUGCUUUAAUAGGAGUCCAUUGAUGGAUCUUGUGUUUUGCUUUGCUUUGGAUAUUUCCUAGGAAUUUUUUUAGGUAAUGAAGAUUUUGAACAAUCAUGGGGUUGGUCAUGGUCAUCACAUUUGAGUGAAAUUAUUGGCCUGCCUCCUGGUGUUUCUUCAUAUGGACCCCUUCUUUCGUGAGAAGGGUUAAUUGCAAAUUUAGUUUCUAAAUUUGGAUUCUAAUUUCAAUUUUAGCGACUUUCUCAACUGCAACAAUCGAGUCCUAAAAGUUGUUUUGGAUAGCAAUUAUUUAUUUUUUAUAUAGCGAUGCCGUCCAUA